UGGUAAGAGCAUUUCUGUUGAUUUCUUUCUUAUUAAUGUACUAUUAGUAAUUUCAUCUGUCUGUGUCGGCACUCUCAUUUCAUUUAGUUGGACUCAUUAUUAGGGAAUUCAAAUGUAUAUGAUAUUUAAAAAAGGGCAGAGCGCCUUGUUGCUUCCUUUUUCCUGAUUAUGAGCAUGGGGGGAUUACUUUCUUUUCCUCUAGUUAUAUCCUAGUGGUGUGGUGUCCUGGAGUUGUUGCUUCUCUGUGGCCUCUGGGUUCAUUCCACUCCAUCGUACCGGAAAAAUAAAAGAUUCCAUGAAUGGACAACGGAUAAUAUUGGUAGAUAGAUGGAACUGAAGAAUCGCUAAGAAUAGGACGUUGGAGAUAGAAAUAGCCAUUCAACAAUAGGAGUCAGAUUGCUGUUAGGCCACAAAGCUGGAACCAUAUGCUAUUAGUACUUCUUUCUAGAUGCAACUCUUUGAGAAAUGUUUGACUUCAUGAAUUGGAAUUAUGUGAUCAUAAGUUUCUGCCAGUUAUGAUCUUUGCUUAGGAAUUAAUGAGCUCGGGCCCAUUUACUGGGACUGCAUUUGCUGCUGAUUUGAUACAACGCCGUCAGCGUUCUGAAUUUCAAUCAAGUGUUAAGGAAACACUUUUUACGCUUAUAAAGGGAAAUCCUGAUAUUGUUCCAUCAAUACUAACUUUGGCAUUGAAUGAUGCCAUGACUUAUGAUAAGGCUACAAAAUCUGGGGGCCCAAAUGGAUCAAUACGGCUCAGCUCUGAGUUAAGCAGACCUGAGAAUAAGGGGCUUUCUGCUGCUUUAAAUUUAUUAAUGGAAGCGAAGAAAGAGAUCGACUCAUAUUCUAGGGGUGGACCAAUUUCCUUUGCAGAUCUCAUUCAAUUUGCAGCACAAAGUGCUGUUAAGGACACGUUUCUUGCAUCUGCAAUUCGCAAAUGUGGUGGGAAUGAAGAAAAGGGGAGAUUAUUAUACACUGCAUAUGGGUCAAAUGGGCAGUGGGGCCUAUUUGAUAAACAAUUUGGAAGGAGUGAUACACAGGAACCAGAUCCAGAGGGAAGGGUUCCUCAGUGGGAGAAAGCAAGUGUACAGGAAAUGAAAGACAAGUUCUUGGCAAUUGGAUUUGGUCCACGCCAGCUAGCUGUCAUGUCCGCAUUCUUGGGUCCUGAUCAGCUGCAACCGAGGCCCUACUGGCAACCGAUUCCAGAUGUCUCUAAAUGGGUUCAAAAAUCAGCGAGCCGUGAAACAGUGUCCCAGACAGAUUACGAGGUUGAUCUAAUUACUACUCUCACAAAAUUAAGUUCCCUGGGACAAAAGAUCAAUUACGAGGCAUACACAUAUCCAGUCCAAAAAGUGGAUCUAAGCAAGCUAAAAUUGUAGAGAAGCUGUAUCUAAUCAACCAGAGCUGCCACUUUGUGAAUGUGG
Messenger RNA from Carica papaya (papaya), 1418 nucleotides. Lineage: Eukaryota; Viridiplantae; Streptophyta; Magnoliopsida; Brassicales; Caricaceae. The record is from RefSeq and is a predicted model, not a curated record.